Molecule: messenger RNA, 2772 nt
Organism: Chinchilla lanigera (long-tailed chinchilla)
Lineage: Eukaryota; Metazoa; Chordata; Mammalia; Rodentia; Chinchillidae
Gene: Znf133
Product: zinc finger protein 133
Exons: 6
Coding region: 504-2600 (698 amino acids)
Biological process (GO): negative regulation of transcription by RNA polymerase II; regulation of cytokine production; regulation of immune system process
Molecular function (GO): RNA polymerase II cis-regulatory region sequence-specific DNA binding; DNA-binding transcription factor activity, RNA polymerase II-specific
Source: RefSeq, a predicted model, not a curated record
AGCCCGGGGCGGGGCGGAUGCGCCGCAGGGGAGUGUUGUGGGGACGCCCGGCGGCUCGGCCGCGCUCUCCCCAGUGUCUUAUUUCAGGGGUGUCGGCGCGCGUCUGGGGGUAGUCGGGUGAACCUCAGCCGUGAAACCAGGUGGUAGGUGGGUGCCAAGCUCAGGCCUUCUGUCCGAAGAUUCUUGUGGGUGGGCACAGAGUCGGCCUAAGUUGAAGUCGCGGCUUGGGGAGAGGAGCCGUUCGUGCCAAGUUUCCGGGCUGGGGCGCGGGGUUGAAUAGUGCAGAGAGACCACCUCAUGCUCAGGGACAACAGCCUGUUGGGCAGCCUGACUACGUCCCAGCUCUGGGAAGGAGCCUGCAGUUCUUUCCUCCUAUUCUUCUGUGGCAGAUUCAUUCCUGAUGCCUUUAAGAAAGAGGAGCCGCUACUGUGUCGGAGCGUGAGGACUUCUGGUGACGUUCCUGAAGCUUUUUUUGUUCUUAGUUUGCUUCCUGUGGGCCCUGGAUGCCCAGGGCAGACUGCCUGCUGGGAAAAGGGAGGACUCCCGGGCUGCUGGCUGCCCAGCUUCAGGCCGUGCUCCCAGGCCCAGGGUUGGAAGCUCCGUCCCAGUGCGUCCUCCAUUCUGCACACAUGGCGUUCAGGGACUUGGCUGUGGAUUUCUCCCAGGAGGAGUGGAGCCUGCUGAGUCCUGCCCAGCGCAGCCUGUACAGGGAAGUGAUGCUGGAGACCUACAGCCACCUGGCAUCUCUGGGAAUUCCAUUUUCUAAACCAAAACUCAUCACACAGCUGGAGCAGGGGAAAGAAAUGUGGCGAGAAGAGAGAAAAUGUCCGCCGGCCAUCUGUCCAGCAGAACCGAAGCCAGAGCUCCAGCCAGGUCCUUUCUGCUCCCCAGAUUUCUCGGCUCAGAAGAUCCCCGUGCAGCACGUGCUGUGCGGCCAGCCCCCCUGGUUGGUGACGUGCUUGUGCGCAGGAAGGCCUGUCCUGCCAGGGGCUCUGCGCGCGGGGGACCCAGAGGACCGGGAGAAGCAGCCGCAAGCCUCGGAGGGGCCCGCCUGGGGUGUGGAGGCCGAGGGCGGUGACAGCGAGGGCACCAAGCCUUGCUUUGGGAAGACGAAGAGAAGGACUUUGGGCGUGUUCUCCGGGCCACUGCAGGAGCAGCUGGGCGGGGGCCUGCACGGGGUGGGGGUGGGGGCGGAGGCUGGCUCAGCACCGCCGGGGACCCCUGAGGUCACAGACAAGUUGCUGACGAGCAUGGAGGUCUUAGGGUUUGGGACGGUCAACUGCGGCGAGUGCGGCCUGGGCUUUAGCAAGAUGAGCAACCUGCUGAGCCACCAGCGCGUGCACGCGGGCACGAAGCCGUACGUGUGCGGGGUGUGCGAGAAGGGCUUCAGCCUCAAGAAGAGCCUGGCCCGGCACCAGAAGGCGCACUCGGGGGAGAAGCCCAUCGUGUGCGGCGAGUGCGGCCGGGGCUUCAACCGCAAGUCCACGCUGGUCAUCCACGAGCGCACGCACUCGGGGGAGAAGCCGUACGCGUGCGGGGAGUGCGGGCGCGGCUUCAGCCAGAAGUCCAACCUCAUCAUCCACCAGCGCACGCACUCGGGCGAGAAGCCCUACGUGUGCCGCGAGUGCGGCAAGGGCUUCAGCCAGAAGUCGGCCGUGGUCAGGCACCAGCGCACGCACCUCGAGGAGAAGACCAUCGUGUGCGGCGACUGCGGCCUGGGCUUCAGCGACAGGUCCAACCUCGUCUCGCACCAGCGCACGCACUCGGGCGAGAAGCCGUACGCGUGCACGGAGUGCGGCCGCUGCUUCCGGCAGAGGACCACGCUGGUCAACCACCAGCGCACGCACUCCAAGGAGAAGCCGUACGUGUGCGCGGUGUGCGGGCACAGCUUCAGCCAGAACUCCACGCUCAUCUCCCACCGCCGCACGCACACGGGCGAGAAGCCCUACGUGUGCCCCGAGUGUGGCCGCGGCUUCAGCCUCAAGUCGCACCUCAACAGGCACCGCCACACCCACUCCGGGGAGAAGCCCAUCGCGUGCGGGGAGUGCGGGCGCGGCUUCAGCCAGCAGUCCAACCUGGUCCGGCACCAGCGCACGCACUCGGGGGAGAAGCCCCUGGUGUGCGAGGACUGCGGCAAAGGCUUCAGCCAGAAGUCCAACCUCGUGGCACACCGGCGGACACACUCGGGGGAGAAGCCGUACGUGUGCCGGGAGUGCGGCAAGGGCUUCAGCCACCAGGCCGGGCUCAUCCGGCACAGGCGGAAGCACCUGAAGGAGCAGCCGUCCGCCUGCCGGCAGUGCGCGCUGGGCUUCGGCGACAGGCCCGCGCUGAUCAGGCACCGGCGGGCGCACUCGGAAGCAAGGCCGUGUGUGUGCGGCGAGUGCGGCCAGGGCUUCAUCCGGAAGGCGCUCCUGGCUUCGCACCAGCUGGCGCACAAGGGGAGGCCGCCGUACGCGUGCCCGGCCUGCGGGCAGGGCUUCAGGCAGCGGGCUCAGCUCAGCAGGCACCGGAAGGCGAGGUGCGGCCACCACAAACCCCCACCGCAGGCCGGCCCCGAGGCCCAUUGCGGGCAGGGCGCUGACCUCUGGGAUUCGCUUUGAAAGUGAAGGUGGUGCACGGCACUGACAGUCAACAUUUUUACCCUGCCAUGAAAUGGGAUCUAAAGAGCUAUUCCGGGAGAGCUCAGAGGACACUGACUUGGUUUACUUUCUCCCCGCAAGGUCUUUCCCAUGUUUUGUGGCCUUCUGUUCUAAUAAACUGCUUCUUUCCAAA